Molecule: messenger RNA, 1049 nt
Organism: Passer montanus (Eurasian tree sparrow)
Lineage: Eukaryota; Metazoa; Chordata; Aves; Passeriformes; Passeridae
Gene: LYPD1
Product: LY6/PLAUR domain containing 1
Exons: 3
Coding region: 286-711 (141 amino acids)
Biological process (GO): acetylcholine receptor signaling pathway
Molecular function (GO): acetylcholine receptor inhibitor activity
Source: RefSeq, a predicted model, not a curated record
GGGGGAGCCGCCCCCCAGCCCUGGCUUCUCCUACAGUUUCUUCCAGUCUCAGCGCUCAACUCCGGCGAGGCUGGAGCGCGGCGCGGCGCUGGGCAGGGCGGGCUCCGCCGCCUGCUCCCGGGGCUCCGCCGCCCGCUCCCGGGGCUCUGCUGCCGGCUCCCGGGGCUCCGCUCCGCAGCGGAGGCGGCGGGGAAGCGGCACGAGUGCGCGGCGCCUCCGCAGCAUCUCGGCUUCUGAUGCCCCUUCGCGCCCGCACGCCAGCCCGGCGGCCGCGGCUCCGGGAGGAUGCGGCUCUUCCUCCUCGCUGCAACUUUCUGGGGAUUGUGCCUGGCUCCAGGUUUGGGUUUGCAAAUACAGUGUUACCAGUGUGAGGAGUUCCAGCUAAACAAUGACUGCUCCUCUCCGGAGUUCAUCGUGAAUUGUACAGUGAAUGUUCAAGAUAUGUGUCAGAAAGAAGUAAUGGAAAAAAGUUUUGGAAUCAUGUACCGCAAGUCCUGCGCCUCCUCGGCCGCGUGUCUGAUCGCCUCCGCCGGCUACCAGUCCUUCUGCUCCCCUGGCAAGGUCAACUCCGUCUGCAUCAGCUGCUGCAACACUCCCCUCUGCAAUGGACCGCGGCCCAAGAAGAGGGGGAACUCUGCUGCGGUGCCCAGGGCACACAUGACAACCACUCUUCUGCUCCUUAAAUUUGCUCUGUUGUUUUUGUACUGCUAAACUUCAAGCAAGUUGGUUUGUUUGUUUUUUUUUUCCCUGACACAAUUUGUUCUGCAUCCUUCUUUCUUCAAAGACGCUGCAAUUAUUUUCUGUUUGUUUCCAAAUCCCUGUCAAGAGCAAGGGAAGUUCAGUGGCUGUGUGGAGAAGAGGGGCUGAUAUUUUUGUCAGCUAAUGAGUUCAGUUAGCAGAUUGAAUUUCCAGUGUGCACUUAAAAAUCCCAGCAGGAUACAGACCUCCUGUUCCUUUUGCAUAACUGGAAACAAAUCCAUCCGUGUUAUUCUUUUUGCGAUGUUGUCACUUUCCUGGGUCAUUUCAAUUUCCAUGUUUUUAAGCUCAUU